Messenger RNA from Phlebotomus argentipes, 1256 nucleotides. RefSeq lists its product as uncharacterized. Lineage: Eukaryota; Metazoa; Arthropoda; Insecta; Diptera; Psychodidae. The coding region runs from base 76 to 819 and encodes 247 amino acids. The transcript has 4 exons. The record is from RefSeq and is a predicted model, not a curated record.
AAAUUUUCCCUCGACCCGUCGAGUUGUGUGUCGCCCCUGCAGAAAGUUCUCCAGCUCCAGAGGAAAGAAAGGAAUAUGCUCUCGCCCCGCGGCUUUCAAGACAUCAAGGAUCACAUCUCAGCGAACGAAGACAAAAUCCAUCUGCUGGAGGAGAUAAACGCCAUAUUGAAGGAGAGACACGAUCACGAGGCGAACUACAAGUCAAUGUCGCUGAAAUUCGCAAAGAUGCAGAAGGAGGAGCGGGAGAGGCAGGAAGAGUACGACAAGACACGCAAGGAGUUGCUGAGUGAGCUGGAGCACAAGGGGGCGCACCUGUGCAAGGAGCAUGCUCGGCUCAUGCACCAGAUCGAGCACAUCCAGUGGCACCUGGAGGGAUGCGCCAAGCACCACAAGCCUCCCUGUCAUGGGAAGCCGCGCGACAACAUCCACAGGCACCAUCACGGGAAGGAGAAGCUGCCGCCGGCGACUGCGGCGACCACGGCCACGACAACAACGGCUGCAACAAGUUGUCAGUCCUCGGCUACAACCAAUGCAACUAUUCACGCUCAUAUUCAUCUCCCAGUGCGUCCGUCGCAGAUGGCGAACUUGCGCAACACUUCCGAGCGUCUCGUGAAGCAUAUUGUGGAUCUCAGGAAGAGGACUUUCGUGCUGAGUGAGCGCCUUGAGCACGAGGUGGUGCGCAAGAAGGAGAUGGAGAAGAAGCUCACGGACAUCCGGAAGGAUAUAUCGCGCCAGAAGAAGAUGCUAUCGAUGCGCCGGGCCACACCUCUGCCCGCUCUGCCGCCUGUGGCGACCAAGAAGCAAAUUCCCGCCAAAUAGCCUUUGGCGAGGAGCAAUUCAGAAAGCGAUUGCUGUCUGAGGUGCCCUCAUAAAGGAAUCUGUCGCUCGGCGACAACCUGGAUGGAUUGAAGGAUUGGGAAUCAAAGGAGACUGGACUGGAAUGGAACAAAAUGCGAAGGAAUCUGGAGAAACUUCUUAUGGCUCAAUGGCAAAAGCAAGCAAGACAUUUAUAACUACGGAAUUAGCACAUGGCACUGCAGUUACCAUUAGAAGGCACGAUGUAAGUUAUGGUUAGAUUUCUACUGAACCUUUCCCACAAUAUUCUAUCGCGCUAGACGAAGAAGUUGACCAGAGUGUUGAGUUUUGGAAAUUCUAAUGAGAAUUACUGGUUAUUUGGAUGCGUUAUGGCCAAUGUUUGAUGAUUUUGUAGAUGGAUGAACCCUCAGAUAGCCAGAUGGCAAAUAAAUAUAUUCAAU